GAAACUGUGUGAUUUGUUUUAUUUUGUCUAUUUAUUGUUUCUUCAUGUUUAAAUGUUUGGAAAAAUAAAACUACUAUUUUUGACAAGUGACAACAAUGACAUUUAACAAUCAGAAAUAGAUUAGAGACAAGGAAUCCUACAUUAUUUACGAUUUGUUUAGUGAUUUUGUGAAAUUCUACUUUUUUAUUUUUUUGCAAUAUGUAAACCCAUUUGAAUAUUGUACAUGCAUUUGCAUAAGUUAAAAUGCCGAAAAAAUUAAUGCUUUAUCGUGAGAAAAUGGAUUGAAACUCGAAUAAUAUGCAGUUCGAGAUGUUGGCCGCUUAUUCCAGGUUUAUUGUUCGUCAUUCUUACCUCGUUCUUUUUACUGUAAGUAUUUUGUCCAUCGUACUUACUGUGAUCCCGCUAAUUCUACACGAGCUACCCUCAUUUUCUGAUCCCAUAGUCGGAUUUGAAACCCGGGGUACGACGUUAGCACAUCGCUUCAUUGCUUGGGAAAAUCUGAAUGACGAAACGAGGCCGUCCAAACGUCUUGCAGUGAACCCUAAAGAAAUUGAAGAUCAAAUCAGAAUGAACCGAACUUACUACAACAAGACUCACCAAGACAGAUCUAGAUCAGGACGCAGAAGGCCAAAAAAGAAGGAUCGAAACAAGAAAAACAAAAUGGUCCCGAAUAUCACAGGAUUAGAAAAAACUUGGUCUGAUUAUAGUGAAUUAAACAUUUCUGAUGGACAUGUACAUUGGGGUUUUGGAAUAAAUGUAACAAAUGAAGAUGAACAUGCUGUACUACUCAAAGACCAUUCCAGAAAACAGUGGUUGUCUUUGAAAAAUAUGCAGAGGAUAGCUGACAAGCCCAUCAAUCUUAAUUACGCUUCUGGAACGUGUGGUCCACCAAUAUCAGAUUAUGCUCACUUAGUUAUUACCAACACAGAUAAUUCGAGUUUAUUGUCAUACAAGAAUGUUGAGAGAUUGUGUAAAUUUCAGUCAUAUCUGGUUGAAUUAGGUGGGUAUGAAUAUUAUGAAUUAUGUCAGAGGACAACACACUCUGAAGAUAUUUGCUGUCCUGUAUGGAGUCUCCCAAAUUAUAUUGCUUUAAUAUCUGGAAAGGAUUCCUGUGUCAACUUAAACAAGGAAGAUGUAAAAAAAGCUGUAACUAUUUUGAAGAAAUGUGCAGGAUAUUUUCAUAAUUUUACAUUGAUGGCUGCUUGUGAUUUAGAUCACUGUAAUGUUCCGAAAUACUGUACUCAGCACAACGCAGUCUAUAAUUUGUUAUUUUAUCUUAUAGAUUCAGAAGCAUUUUCACCAUUGAAUAAUGCACAAAAGUUUGUAAAGAAUACAAUGCUGUUUUUGCCACUUCCAAGAAGUGAUACUGUAUUGCCAUAUUAUAAGAAACUGGAAAACUCAAAUAUGUCAUAUGACAAUCUUGUUAUACCAGCUAUUGAUUUUGGUUUGAAAAAUGCUCUUUUUGAUAUUUGGAUCAUUGAGGAUACUUGGUUGAUAGCAUUAGGUGGCAUUUUUGUGUUUGCAUGUGUGUGGAUAUAUACAAGAUCAUUAAUUCUCACGCUAUUUCUGUUUGCCGCCAUAACAUUUUCUUUGGGUAUAGCAUACUUCUUCUAUGUAUAUGUGUUUAAUUUGCAUUUUUUUCCCUUCAUGAAUUUGUUAGUAAUAGUAAUUGUAUUAGGUAUUGGUGCUGAUGAUGCAUUUAUUUAUGUUAAGAUAUGGAAAAUGAUUGGAAAGCAACUUAUCAAAGAUAAUGUGGUCUAUCAAGAAAAUGGUGUGCUAGAUAUCAAUAUUUCCAGUGCUGGUGAGACUAUUUUAGUCCAAAUUCUAGAAGAAACUAUGAGACAUUCUAUAGUUACUAUUUUUAUCACAACCUUAACUACUGCAGUUGCAUUUUAUGCAUCAUAUGUAAGUUAUAUUCCUGCCAUAAACUGUUUCAGUGUAUUUGCCGGAACAGCAGUUCUAGUCAACUUUGUUCUCAUGAUGACUUGGUUGCCUAUAUCAGUAUUCAUUGUAGAUGUUAAAUUGUAUGCAAAGAAAAAAACUUUUUUAGAUUUGGUCCACAAGAAUGUGAAUGAAAUGUGGGAAAAUAUCAGAAUUGUUUUAAACAGAUUUACUAUAAUAUGUGUUACAAAAUUCCAUAUAGCAUUUGUAGUGGUCAUGGGCGCUUUAGGAUUUAUUAGUUUGGUGGUGGUGUUUUACUCUCCGGGCCUACACUUGCCAGAUUCUAAACAAUUUCAACUUUUCCAAACUUCUCAUCCUUUUGAACAAUAUGAAAUGCAGUAUAGAGAUAAAUUUCUAUUUGAAAGAUUAAGCAAAGAUCUGGGCACCGGCACUAAAAUGCCUUUAAGGUGGGUAUGGGGUGUAAAAGCUAUUGACAAUGGAAAUCAUAUGGAUCCUGCUUCAAAGGGACACCUUGUGUUUGAUGAAAAUUUUUCAAUAUCAGAUCCCAAAUCGCAAUCUUGGUUGUUAGGGUUUUGUGCUCGAAUUAAAGGUCAACCCUUUUAUCAGCAGACCUUGGGUCCUUUACUCCCAAACUGCUUCAUUGAAAGCUUUAAAAUGUAUAUGAGUAGGCGAUGUAUUGAUAAUAUUGAUAAAAUAAAUAGAUCACCUUGUUGUGAGACAUCUAAAUUUCCAUACAAAAAAGAGGUCUUUGAUUUCUGUAUCAUAAAGGCAAUGGAAUCAUUGUAUCAAACGCCUAGAGAACUCUUUAUGCCUGGUGUAGCUGGCCCAAAAUUUUUAAGAAGUGCCAAACCCCCAAUUAUUGCUGCUCUUGUUGUUGAAUUUGAAAGUAUUGUUCCAUAUUCACUGUCCUAUUCUGAAAUGAAUAAGUUUUUCACUGAAGUCGAAAAAUGGACACAAACAGAAUUAGAAAACGCCCCAGCGGGAAUGAAAUGUGGCUGGUUUUUAUCCGAUUUUCAAUUCUAUGAUCUACAAAGAACUCUAGCAAGUGGUACCAUUGUAGCAUUACUGUUAUCUGCAGCUCUGGGCUUUAUAGUUUUGAUACCAGCUACAUUAAAUUUUGUAACGAGUGUAUGCGCUUUGACUGCAAUGAUAUUUUCAUCAACUGUUACAAUAGCUGUUCUAGUAAUAAAUAAUUGGAAGUUAAAUAUUUUAGAAAGUGUAGCGAUAUCAACAUCGGCUGGGCUAGCUGUGGAUUUCAGUCUUCACUAUGCCCUAAGCUACACAAACGCAUCAGGAAACAAAAGUGCUCGUGUUAAAUAUGCUCUAUCAGCAUCAUCGAGUCCAACUGCUGCGGCUGCACUAACUUCUGGAUUCGCUGGUGUGUUUUUAUUGAGAUCUAAUCUUCUACCGUAUUCACAAAUAGGUGCGUUUCUAGUUUUAAUCAUGACGGUUAGUUGGACCUAUGCAACUUUCUUCCUUUGUUCGUUACUUCACAUUGUCGGUAGGAGUUCGAUAAAAGAAUCUCCAUCUCGGGAACGAAAACCAGUGUCUCGGGUUAAUUCUGUUUCUUCAGGUGUACCUAAUUUAGAAAGUCAUGAGUUGGAGCACUUGGCUGAUAGUAAUCGUACAAAUGUCACUCAUUCUCAAAGUCCGUCUAGUGUUAGCGCGACAACGGUAGUUUUACACGAUGACUACAAAACUCCUCAUUGCAAAAAUGGAAAAAAUAGCAUUAAAAAUAAUAUUAUAGUUGAUGAAAAUGACUGAAUGUUUAGAUGUAAUAUUAUUAAUAAUAAGCGAAACCGAUUUAAUGCGUUCCUUUUUUACAAAUGAGCAGUAUUAUUUUUAAUACUUGUUUAGUGCAUAGUAUUUUUUUUAUUACCAAUUGUUUAAUAGCAGUUGUGUGCUGUAACGGUGACACAUAUGUUAUUUUGAAAAUUGUAAGAACUAUACUAUUGUUGUGACAAUAAUUAUUGCGUAAAUUACUCGAUUGACAAUAUGAAAUCUCGUGGAGCUUAGUUGUUAAAGUUUAUUUUCAAUCGAAUGUAACAGUAACUCAAUAGCCUAAUAGUAAUUUAAAUAAGCCACAAUCCUCAUUGACAUCUUUGGCUUAAUGAGCUAUAUGUAUGAUAAAUUAUAAUAGGUACUUAAAAAAAACGUCUGCGCGUUAAUAAGUAAGACGCACGGUGUACUCAUACCGAAGAUACUAUAAAUAUGCCGUAGUAGUUAGAAUACUGGUGCAGAUACAACAGUAACUAUAAGUUAAUACACGCUACAUGAUUUUGUGGUAUAAUAAUAUACAGGCUCGUGUAACCGCUGAAAACCAGUGGAUACAUCUAUCUUUAUCAAUGGCUAUAAAAACAAAAAGGAUCUCAAUUUUGUGCCAAUUGUGUUUAAAAAAAACUAUUAAAUGUCAGUGCUACGGCGCUUUGUUGUAAUUCCGCCCGUACUAUAUUAUUGGUUCACACUGUUGACAAUUUCUGGUUUCUUAGUCGGUACACAGUUAUCACGUCCAGGUACUCUUGGCGCAGGGAUUCAUUAGAAGAUAACACUUAAUGGCUAUCGAUAAAAAUUCAAAUGCUCAUUUGCCACAAUGCUAAAUCCAAAGUGGUGUAUGAGCACGACGGAUAACGUUAUGUAAUUAAUGUAUAAACUAUUGAUUGAGCCUACGCCUUUGACUGGCGAUAAAUGGUUUAAAUUCUGCCAGCAACAUUGUGAUGAAGUCUGAGAAAGAGUGUAACGAAUGUGCCCCACCUUGCAAAUCGAAAUGCGUUACUGUUUCGGAACAGAAUGUGACAGAUUAGUGGCAGCUACCCGUGCGGGUUCAUAAGACGUCCUUUUACCAGUAUUAUGUAACUUCAUCCAGUCUCCUCCUUCUUAAUUUUUAUUUUUAUUUUUUAUUUAAAUGUAUAUACUCCAUAAAACUAAUAGAUUGCGUUUAAUUUUAGAAUUUGUGAAAAAUAUUAAAUAUUUUUAAACAGCGGAUAAUAUUGAUUUUAAAUGUAAUUCAGUUUUACAGUAUUCCUCUUUUGGUCUAGUUAAUAUAACGUAUGGCAAUUAACCUGAAAUGUUGCUCCAUGGUGUUACUCUAACGCACCCUUAGAAUUGAAGUGGUUUAACUUAAAAAUUUAAGAAAAUGUGUUUUAUACUUUGAACGACUUAUAAACAUGUAUUCUAUCAGUUUAUAAAACUAAACAGUCUCUUUUAGUCUAGAAAAGGGCAAGGUACUCAUUCUGUCUCUUUAAAAUCAAGCGCAAACCUAUUAAAAUCGAAAAACUAUUAUACAAAAUUACAAUUCUUCAAUUACAUUUUUGGUGUUUAUGAAAAAACAAGAAUUUUGGAUUAAGCCACUUCAAUUCUAAAGGCGCGAUAUUACAAAAUUAAAUAAUGUUUAAGCCUAGUAAACCCGCAAUACAAGUGGGAUACUUCGCGACUAGAUUUGAAUACAAUACGUUUUGUGCAAUUUAAAAAAGUGAUCGACACGAGGUUUUGUCUGUUUCGGCUUUCGCGAAUACCUCUCUGCAGCCGGAUUAGGUACGCAUAGGUAUGCGAACUCGCUGCUCUAUUUUUUUAUGUGAAUACAUCUUUGGCACCUUUGUGAUUUGAAACUUGAAAAUGAAACGACACUAAAAAGAGAUAAACUUAAAUCUAUAGACUAGGCAGCAAGUGAAUGAGAUUUAUUUCUUGUGUCGGCUUCACUACAUACUGCGUGUGUAAUACAUACUUUAUGAUGUGUAACAUCUAUAUAGUCACCCAUAAAACCGAUUUCUGGCGUGGCGACGCAUGCAAGUGACUGCUUUUUUAAUAUUUCUGUUUUUUUUUCCAGGCAAAUGUAUUUCCUGUCGUAAACUAUCCUUUUUGCCUGUAUAAAAUAAUAACAUUGUUUCACAUCUGCCAGUCUUCCCGCGGUGGCUUAUUUUUGUCCAUCACCAAAUAGUAGAUGAUUAUGAAUUACUGGGUAAUACAAAGUGACGAAAUGGUGGUGCGAUUGUAGCAUAGUUCUUUGUUAUGUUGAAAUAAAUUCAGCAUUGUGAAUUGUGCGAUUUGAUGGCUUGUUUAAUGUAAGGAAAUAAGUCCCACCAGUUGUUGACACGCCUUUAUAAAUGUUAAUGCAAAUACUAAAUCAUGUAGGCUUUAUUUGCAAAUAGAUUACAAUCACGUUUUCAAUCCGAAAAAAAAACCUGUAAAAUAUCGCGAAUUGUUUGCCAGACUUCUCUUUCGGAAACGUAAGUACUAAAGUACAAAAAAAAUAUAUAUAUUAUUUUUUGUUACUUUUAAGAUAGCAUGGUAUGUACUUUUGCGAUUUUUUUAAUCCUGUUUUACGUAGUAAGUAAAAGUUGGUGUUUGUCGAAACUCAAGAUUUUAUACAAUAGUAUUUAAGUACUUAAUGUUGCCAUUUAAAAGAAUUAAAAGUUAAUUUUUGUAAACAAUA
Molecule: messenger RNA, 6331 nt
Organism: Bombyx mori (domestic silkworm)
Lineage: Eukaryota; Metazoa; Arthropoda; Insecta; Lepidoptera; Bombycidae
Gene: disp
Product: protein dispatched
Exons: 2
Coding region: 298-3666 (1122 amino acids)
Biological process (GO): smoothened signaling pathway
Cellular component (GO): membrane
Molecular function (GO): transmembrane transporter activity
Source: RefSeq, a predicted model, not a curated record